Molecule: messenger RNA, 5761 nt
Organism: Salpingoeca rosetta
Lineage: Eukaryota; Choanoflagellata; Craspedida; Salpingoecidae
Exons: 5
Coding region: 56-5650 (1864 amino acids)
Molecular function (GO): protein binding; ATP hydrolysis activity
Source: RefSeq, a predicted model, not a curated record
UGGCAGUGAUGACACCAUCGACCAGACCACACCCCCUCUUCUUGCUCUUGACAACAUGGGCUGCACACACAGCAAAGAGAACAGCGAUGGGGCCAGUGAGGUCGAUGCCCAAGCACUGUCAGUGUACGGAUCCUCGACAACAGCGGAGUGCUGCGCUCAGCAGAAAGAAGGCGAGCACACUCAGUCGCGUGAUGACUCGACUGACGGACAGCAGGAGAGAGAAAAGCUUUGGAGCGAACCACGACACCAGAGGGCGACAUGGCAUGCACUGCUGGCACAAGCAUUGCACAUCCGGCAGAACCCACGCGAUCGCCCCGCAAACACCGUUGUCAAGCUGCUGACAGGCGACGCUCUCCCCGACAGCGAGAUCCAGACGCUGGGCACGCGACAGCCGGCCAUCCGCCUGUUCCUCUCCUCCACGUUCACUGACACGGAGAUGGAGCGCAACGUCUUGAUUGAGGACGUGUAUCCGUACCUCAAGUCCCUCGGGCAGCGCCUGCGUGUGCAAGUCUACCAGUCCUCUGAGAUGCGCUGGGGCAUCCGUUCCGAGGCCUCUGCCGCCCACGAAACCAGCGAGAUUUGCAUGCGGGAGAUCAAGAGGUGCCAGCAAGAAUCGAGCGGCAUCAGCUACGUGCUCAUCCUCGGCAACAAGUACGGCUUCCGCCCCUUUCCAGCCAAGAUCCCCGAGGAGGAGUUCAAAUUGCUGAAGGAGGAAAUGGCCAAACAAGUCAAGCAAGCCAAGCAAACUGCCUCCACUGUGACCUCAGCUGCGCUCAACAAGGCCAUGGAGUACAUGGACGAGUGGUUCGUCCUGAAUGAGAACGUCGUGCCACCGACCCGCGAGCUCAAGCCCGUGACGAAGGAGCACUCUGAUGCGUGGUGGUCCGACAUCUUCCCCACGCUGCAGACGUGUCUGCGCCAGGCAGCAACGGGAGCUCCUGGGCUGUCUGAUGAGCGACGCGCCCUGUACGUGCAGAGCGUGACGGCGGAGGAGAUUGAGAACGGCCUGUUCAAGGUGCAGCCGAAAGAGGCGCGCGACAAGGCGUGCUUCGUCUUUGACCGGCGGCUGGAGGGCAUUGACGUUGCAUCGGACCCAGACACAGCCAAGCUGUUCAUCGACAUGACCAAUGGCGAGGUGGACGAGGAGGCGCAGCAGCUGCUGGAGCGAUUGCGUGCAGAGGCGGUGCCGGCUGCUCUGUCACCAUCUCGCAUCAAGACCAUGUCCAUCCCAUGGGGACCAGGCAUCGACCUCGCUCGCACCGACCACGCAGAGUACAUGCGCACCUUUGCCGACGCCUUCUGCGACACGCUGGCGACGGACAUUGAGCGUGUUGCGCGCGAGCACGCGUUUGAGAGCGAUACAGUGGUGGAGGAGGCGGCGGCGCACGCCAUGUUCGGCAACCUGCGGCGUCGUGGGUUCGUGUCCACAGCAGCCACGCAGCAGACGGUUGAUGCUGCCCUUGCAUACGUGCAACAGCGCAUCACGAGUGGCAAGGAGGACGCAGCUCCGUUUGCCAUCUGUGGCCCAUCUGGCAGUGGCAAGACCUCACUAAUGGCUCACAUCGCAGGUGUCAUCAAGGAAGCCCACCCAGCUGCCGUUGUGGUGUCGCGGUUCCUGGGCACGUCGCGGGAGAGCGGCGCUGCUCGCACCCUGAUGGCCAACGAGCCAGCAGCAGCGCCAGCAGCCGACUUUGAGAAGCUGACCAAGCAAUUCCAGGCCGCCCUCAAGCUUGGCACUGCUCGCAAACCGUUGGUGCUCGUGCUGGACUCGCUUGACCAGCUCUCAGACGAGGACCAGGGCCGCAACCUGGACUGGCUGCCGCUCGCAUCGCUGCCGCCGAACUGUGCCAUCGUUAUCUCCAGUCUGCCGGAUGUGGGCGGAUGCUGGGAGGUGCUUAAGGCCACGCUGCCAGACACCAACCAGCAGCACGUGGCCAAGAUCAGCAAAGAUGACGCAGACGGCAUCCUGAGCACGUGGCUGGCCGAUGCCAAGCGGUCCCUCACCCCUGCACAGCGCAGUGUUGUGCUGGGCGCCUACGAGUCCUGCCCCACACCGCUGUACCUCCGCAUCUGCACGCAGUUCUUUGCGCUUCGCUGGACCCACACGGACGCAAUUGCACCCGACUUCUUUCCCAAGACGGUGGAGGGCCUGAUGGAGAAGGUUUUUGAUGAGCUGGAGACGCGACAUGGCAAGGAAACGGUGCGAGCAGCGCUCGGGUACCUCUCUGCCUCGCGCGGUGGGCUGAGCGACAACGAGAUGGAGGAUCUGCUGUCCUGCAACGACACCGUUCUGGACGAGAUCUACGAGUGGUGGGUGCCGCCCGUCCGCCGCGUGCCCCCGCUCAUCUGGGCACGCAUCGUGUCUGACAUGGAGGGCGCGUUGGUGGAGCGUGGCGCUGAGGGCGGCGUCACUGUCCGCGCAUGGUACCACCGGCAGCACCGCGAGGCAGCAGAGCGACGCUACCUUGGCCUCAACUCACGCAGUGGUGCUGGUGCUGACACGGGUGAUGAUAGCGACGGUAACGGUGAUGGUGCUGGUGAUACGGUGCUGGCUGGUCGGCUCGAUGACCCGCGCUCCGGUGUUGUGGUCAACGCGCGAAAGGUGGCCGUGCUGCCGUUCCACCUCAUGCACGCGCAGCGGUGGGAGGAGUGCGCGACAAUCCUGUGCAACCUCGAGUUCAUCGAGGCCAAGGCGACAGCGGGGAUGGUGCACGAGCUGUGCAGUGACAUGGUGCGGCUUCAAGCUGGUGCCCGCGCAUGCGCAGUGGAGGGGGAGCAGGAGCAGGAGGAAGGUGUUGAUGUUUGGGUGCGGUUUGUGACGGCCAAUGCCCACAUUUUCGAGCGAACCCCGGAUGCAGUUGUUGCACGUGCGUCGCUGUUCCCAGACUGGACGGCCGUGUUCCAGGCGGCAGACACCGUGCUGUCGGCGCCAGCGUGUCGCCUGCCCCGUGUUCGACAGCAUAACAAGUCGCAGGAGCUUGAACGACGUGUUGCCGUGUUUCCGGGCCCACCGGACUACGAGCGCCGUCUUUUGUUCACGCGUGAUGGGGAGUGGCUGUGCAGUGGUGGUGACACGGGGCAGUUGCGCGUGUGGGAGGCAACGUCCGGCACCCCCGUAACAAAGCUCACCAUGCCUGAUGAAAACGCCAAGAUCUGUCGCAUGCUGCACCUUCCAAACGGCCAUGUUGUGACAGCCUGUGUGACUGGAGCCAUCUUGUCUGACGAACCAGCGCCACUUUGGGUGUGGGAUCUCAAGACACGUGAGCUUGUCCACACGUUUGACGUGUUGAAUGGAGAGGAGCUGUUCUUCCGACAGCUUGCCAUGGCUGAUGGCGACACGGUGGUACUGGCGCUGUGCGACGCAGACGCAAACGCAGACGACGCCAUCAGCGUGGCGGAGCUUGUUGAGGAUGACAGCGACGACGACGACGACGACGACGAUGAUGAUGAUGAUGACGAUGAUGAUGACGUUGUGAGUGCGAACGAUUCAUCAGGCAGUGAUGUUGAAGGCGGCAAUGUCGAAGCUGGCGAUGAGGCAAACAGCAGUGAUGCAGGCGAUGAUAGGGAGGAGAAUGAUGCAGGUGAGAAGGAUGGGGAGAAUGAUUCAGGUGAGACGAGUAAUGCAGGUGAGGAGAGUAAUGCAGCUCAAGCGAGUCAUUCAGGUGAGGAGAGUGAUGAUGACAGAUCCAUUUGCAGCAGCCAGGGGCCCGCGAGCGCUGACGACGAUGCACAACCAAUGACGUGGUUCGGGGAUGAUUGCAAGACAGAUAAUCCAUCUUCGGUGUUGCUGUUCGACACCAACAUCACUCGGUGCUUGUGGCGAGCAACUGUGAAGGACACGCUGAUUCGGGCGGAGCUUCGUGGCACGACAUUGGUCGCUACAACCGAAAGCGGCAGCAUCGUUUGGUACACGCUGGAAGGCGCACCUGCUGUGACACACGUCACCACCACCACCACCACCACCACCCCCUCCACUUCCCCUUCCUCCCAGCCACCUUUUCAAGAACCCGUUGAAGGCAAGCUCACGGAGACAGCACGCUUCACCCCUUCAAAGUGCGGACGACUGUGGGAAAUCCGGCGAACGUGCCUUCUGCCAGACUCCCUCGACGUGGUUGCCGUUUCUGGACAGAGCCUUUUCAAAGUCAGGGCAGAUGGAACCGUCCUUGCCCAGGUUGAACUCGCCACAAAACCGGCUGGUCUGUCCCUGUUGAAGCAGGGCACACUUGCGGCCGUGAGCCUCGUCACGGAGGUGCUGUCCUUCUACGACGUGGAAACGCUCACACACGUAUGGACCAUGUCGCCGGUGGAGGUGGGCGAGCAGGCCAUCUCGCCGGAUGGAACACUGCUCGCAACGGCUGGUUUCACGCACAUCACCGUGCUGAGCCUGACUGGUGUGAACGCAACGCACAGCACGCCACCAAGCGAGGACACUGCCCCGGUACCAAAGUCUCUACUGCCACCCUGCGUUGCGUGCAUGGACGGCACGCCAAACUCCGUGUACACGAUUGCAGGCGAUUGUUCCCGAAUUGAGGUGCGAGACGCAGCAACGCUCAAGUGUCUCAAGGCUGUGGAUGUCUCAAGCUUCGAAGAGGGUGUACAGCACGUGGAGUUGAGCCCAGAUGGCCGCUUCGCCGUGUGCGCGCCCGUGGACUGCUCAGAUGUGAGCAUCGUCGACGUCGCAACAUGCACUGCGCAUGAGGACGUGUUUGACCACUCGGAGGACUGGCGCCAUGGUGCGACAGAAACGUUCUUCUCGCCCACGAGCGACCUCGUCAUUAGCGCAAACGACUUAGGCUCCAUGUGCGUCUUGCGCUUGCCAGACUGCCAAGUUGUGUUUGGACAUGCCGAUGGCGCUGAAACAACGGACCGCUACCACACAGCGGCGCUUCGAGACGUCGCGUGGCAUCCACAAUAUCCGCAGGUGCGCGAGUUUGUGACUGCAUCGCAGGAUGGCACGGCGCGGCGCUGGAGAAUGACGGACGCUGGCCACUGCGAGCUUGUGCGUGUGUUUCAACACGAGGGACGCGGUGUGGUGGCGGUCAGGUGGUGCAUUGUCAGGGAUACUGGUCGUCAGCACGCGGACGGCAGCUGCCAGAGCGACGAUGAGAUGGUGCUGAUCACGGCUGAUGAUCUGGUGCGCAUUCGAGUGUGGCGGCUGGAUGCGGAGGAGCCACAUGCCAUGUGGGCAGCCGAGGACGUGGGCUCCGAGCAAGGACAUAACGUCAGCAUUGCGCUGUUGCCAGAACAGCAAACCCUCGCCACGUCCUGUUCCAACGACACGCGCCACUUUGUCAAGUGUUGGGAUCUCUCUGGCAACCUGAUACACAGCACAACUCGGCACGUGAGCUGGAUCCUCGCCCACCCGAGCGGGCGAUAUCUGGUCGUGCCUGUAUUUGGCGGCGUUGAGCUGUUAGACGCGGCUACAUUUGAGGUGACCUCGCGGGUGUUGGGCCACGACGGCGUUCGGACGGGCGCCUGUCACUUCCGCAUGUCGCCAGACGGCAGGUACGCUGUUUCCGUGUGGCCUGACGAAGCUGUUCUUGUGCAUGAUCUAUCCAAUGUGCUCGACUGUGCACAUGUUCAUCAGGGCACAGAGCAGACAGGCCAGGACGCAGGAGACGCGAUGGCGCUUACCGAUAGCGAAGCGUGAAAAAAAACCCCCGCCUUGAUGAUCAUGCGUCGUAUGUCGUUCUUUCAAAAGCGGAGUUGAAAUGACCAUGACGUCAUGUGUGUGAGAACAUUAAAUGAUUUGCAUUGUGAA